This is a messenger RNA of Myripristis murdjan (pinecone soldierfish), 3029 nucleotides long. It is a transcript of the gene tor1, whose product is annotated as torsin family 1. The record is from RefSeq and is a predicted model, not a curated record. Gene Ontology annotation, molecular function: ATP hydrolysis activity; kinesin binding; ATP binding. The transcript is spliced from 5 exons. Gene Ontology annotation, biological process: nuclear membrane organization; protein localization to nucleus. Lineage: Eukaryota; Metazoa; Chordata; Actinopteri; Holocentriformes; Holocentridae. Bases 138 to 1127 code for a protein of 329 amino acids. Gene Ontology annotation, cellular component: nuclear envelope; endoplasmic reticulum; endoplasmic reticulum lumen.
AUGACGUACGAGGAAACGGGCGCCUUUCUCGCUCUCGGUGGCAGGCGGCUCGGUCGAGUUACUCGAGGUUUUCCAUCUGUUAUGAUUAUUUUCCGCCGUGUACCCCCUCUGCUGCCAGCCGCCCGGUGCUUUCGACAAUGAGAGUAACCAACAGAUUCCUGCUGUAUGUUUCAAUCGCGUGUGUGGUGGCGGAUGCGUUCGAGCCAAUCACAACAACGGUUGUCGUCGGACUUGGCGUGACUCUGGGGCGGAUCAUCUACAAUUAUUCUCAGGAAAGUUGUGAUUCCAAAUGGGUCGCCUUCAAUGCAACAGGUUUGAAAGUUGACCUGGAACAAAAGUUGUUUGGGCAGCACAUAGCAUCUCGCAUCGUUUUAAAAGCCCUGACCGGAUUCAUGAACAACGCCCAGCCGAAGAAGCCCCUGGUCCUCUCUCUCCACGGAUCGACUGGCACCGGGAAGAAUUUUGUCAGUCAGAUUAUUGCUGAAAACAUUUACAAGGAGGGAAUGGAUAGCAGUUUUGUCCAUGUUUUCACAUCAGAACUUCACUUCCCCCAUGCCAGUAAAAUCGAUACCUACAAGUCUCAGUUACAGCAGUGGAUCAAAGGCAACGUCACCAACUGUGGACGGUCCAUGUUCAUUUUUGAUGAGAUGGAUAAGAUGCAUCCUGGCUUGAUUGAUAGCAUAAAGCCGUACCUGGAGUACUACGACAAGGUGGAUGGAGUUUGCUAUCGGAAGGCUAUCUUCAUCUUUCUCAGCAAUGCCGGAGGGGAGAGCAUUACCCAGAUAGCUCUAGAUUUCUGGAGAGCAGGACAAGACCGACAGACGAUUGAUCUCAAAGACCUGGAGGUGCCGCUGUCUCUGUCGGUGUUCAACAAUAAGCAAAGUGGGCUAUGGCACACAAGCUUGAUAGACAAGAACCUGGUGGACUACUUUGUUCCGUUUCUGCCUCUGGAACAUAAGCACAUUGUCCAGUGUGCCCUGGCAGAGAUGGAAGCCAAGGGCAUGGUGAAAAACCACGAGGUGGCAGACCAGCUGGCCAGAGAUCUGGUCUAUUUCCCAAAGGCCGAGCGAGUGUUCUCCGUCAAAGGCUGCAAGACAAUAGAGAGCAAGUUAGACUACUAUACAUAAACUUAGCCUCUGAUGGAGGCUGCUGGCUAUCACAGACUGCGUUUAGUGUUUUGUUGUUUUUUUUGUUUUUGUUUUUAAAUCCUCGGGGCCUAAUGACAGAGGAGAGCAAAUCAAGUCAACUGAACUCUGUGGAGAUUUCUCUGUCUGACCUUGGUUUUGUCGGGGACAUCAGCAGGCCUUCUCCGAUGUCACUUCUCCCUUACACUGAAUGAACAGGCCACUGAAAGAGCACGGGGACGGUUCAAUUAAAAAGUAAUGGGGUCGGAAAGCUAUCCUUGGUGACUAAUUAGGGCUCUUGAUCCUUGCCUUUUCACGUAAUAUCACAGCGAGUCUUGAAGAUGACUUCCUUUUUUGUUUUCUAUACUGCCGCAUGAACUGAAGAAUUUUAAUUAGAAAACAAUGGUGCUCCUCUUCAGUGGAGCAAGUGGCAUAUUACUACUGUGCGUUUGUGGUGCGCCAAAUACCAAUUUGUGUGUGUGUAUGAUGUGUUUUUUAGUGUUUUCUGUUAUUCAGAUUCAUGGGUUACUAGAAAUACCUGCCUUAAUCCUUUUAGUUUUUUCAACACUUUUAAAUACACAUCACUUACAUUACCACUGUAACUGUUGUUUCCACACAUUAUAUGAGUUAGUCACUUCAAGUAACCAUAGUGGGGCUGCAUCCAUGUUACACUUGUUCAAAGAGUGAUGGAAGCGCUGAAAAAGAUGUCAUGUGGAAAGUUGUGUCUCACAUGUUUUGUCACUGUCUUUUUUUUUUCCCCCCAGCCAAGACCCUGUAUGAUAUUGCCCAUUUGCUGUCGCUACAAAAAAGUCGAAUGCCAUUUACAGUGCAUGUUGCUGUGACACUGAAUUGUAUUUCCCCAAGUCCACAGCUGCAGUUUGCAGUAGUUUUGCCUUUUGAGGUUGCUCAUAAUGUGAGUUUUAAAAAAUACCUGUGGUUUGGAAUGCGGACAUGCAGAAUCAGCAACAUUAGUUAGGUUCAGUAGGAUGGAGUGAUUACAAACUUUAUUUGUACAACACUUGUCAAAUUCAGUCGUUAGUUGUAAUUUUCUGAUCUGGCAAACUAAUGAAAUGAGAGCCAUGCAGAUUCACCACUAAUUCAUAUUUUGUGAUUGGACCUUGUAGUGGUUGAUUCUACAUGCAUUCUUAGUGAAUUCAGCUGUAAGUUGGUUGUUGACUGUGCAUGUGCUCAUGACAGUUUAGUUGCACAAAAGUCAGUUUUCAAAUUUAUGUUCACAUUGUUCCUCAUAAAAGAAGUAAUUGAUUGCUACAUGAAUUUUUUUGAAAAGAAGCCAGGUGUUCAUGAAUACAGUUGUAAAGUCUUCAAGGGGAAAAAAGUAUUUGAAAUUCAUCAUUUGCAGAUACAAAAUUGUUUGGUGUACAAAGGCUGUAAAGUAGCUAAUAAUCAUUCUGAAUUAUACAUUUAUGUGUGUUUCAGUCCAAAUUAUGUAUACUUAAUUCUGGCAGGAAACUGAUAAAGACAUCCCCCACCCCACGUUUGAAAACAACUGUAUAUACUGUGCCUUACUGUUACUGUGCAGUUACUGUUCACAAAUGAACAACAUGAUUCAGUGUGUCAUUAGCAGAGAAGAAAGUGUCCACGUACAUUCACUCCUCCCCAAACAUUUAAAUUGUGGUAAGAAAUGUUUAUGUUCUGUAACAUCAGAUUUAAAGAAAAGGUGGCUAAUAAUCGUGGUCCUUUUUGUUGUAAUUAGAAGAAACCAUUUAUAGCCAGUGUUAUCUCUUUGGUAGCAGUUUACUAGCACAUUUUUUUUUAAAUGGACUGUAAAUGAGCAUUGUUUCUGGGUGAAUGGGAUGCUAAUAAUGUGAGGGCCUUUGCUGUUUUUUGCUGUCUGUCAAGACUCAACUGAAUCACAAAUCAUGCAUAAAAAUGUAAUUUUCAUAA